Phragmites australis (common reed) is the source of this 2464-nucleotide messenger RNA. RefSeq names its product zinc finger BED domain-containing protein RICESLEEPER 2-like. The transcript is spliced from 4 exons. The coding region runs from base 62 to 2464 and encodes 800 amino acids. NCBI's taxonomy places the organism in Eukaryota, Viridiplantae, Streptophyta, Magnoliopsida, Poales, Poaceae. The record is from RefSeq and is a predicted model, not a curated record. Gene Ontology annotation, molecular function: protein dimerization activity; DNA binding.
AGCAAGUGGCGUGGACCUUGCCGCAAAGCCGCUGGGCCGACCUGCGCCGCGAGCCCACAACAUGCAGCCACACGACCCACUUUCACUGGAACGGGUCUACACGAGCAUCCCGCAGGUCCCAACGGCGCCACAAAGUCCACGAACAAACAGAAGCUUGAGGCAUCGCAGAUUCGCAGACAUGGCGAGCCCUAGCCGCCGGGGCCUCCAGGCUGCACCGCCGCCGCCUCUGCCACCCUUCAUCGACGCAUCCUCCGGGGCUACCCCUAGUCGGCGGCCCCAUCUACAUGUGCCGGCAACCGCGUCGUCGGCGCGCCCUCCGACGUCGCGCCCUCCAGCGCAGCGCAUGUUCACGGGAUCCUCUUCUUCCGCCGCGGCAGGCUCCCCCUCCCUGAAGCGGAAGGUCCCAAGUGUGAAGCAGAUCAAUGCACCGCAAGCAAAGCGGUUCAUGUCACCAAUAGUACCAAUGGCCGUGAGGUCACCUGGGAUAAAGAUAAUGUUAUCACCAAGAGUUGGGUCCCCAUCUACAUCACUGGCAAGGUCCCCAUCGCCAAUCCCAAUAUCUCCCUCUAGCAGAUCUUCAUGUCGAAAUAGAAGACGGAAACUUACAUCUAAGAUAUGGACUGAAUUUGAACCUAUAUAUGAUGGUCAAACUCUUGUGCAAGCUAAGUGCAUUCAUUGCAGCAGAAUAUUCAAAGCAAAUCGAGAUUUUGGCACAAGUGGUUGUCGUAGGCAUCUAAAUAGUUGUGAGGGAAAAUCCAGAUUUGAUCAUAUGCGUACCCAAAUGAAUUCCAAUAAUCUGUCCUUGCAUGGUGCUCUAAAGAACUGGAAAUUUGACCAAGAAGUAGCUCGACAAGAACUGAUUAAGUUGAUUGUCGUACAUGAAUUGCCAUUCAGUUUAGUUGAUUACGCAAAAUUUAGAAACUUUGUUGCUAGCCUAAAUCCUUGGUUCACACUAGUUUCUAGAACUACCAUCAAGGCUGAUUGCAUUGAUGCAUAUGAGGAAGGGAAGGCAGCCCUACGAAAGAUCUUACAAACCUCGACAUCUAGAGUUUCACUCACAGCUGACUUGUGGACUUCAAAUCAAACCCUAGGCUACUUAUGUGUCACAUGCCACUUUAUUAAUGAUAAUUGGAGGCUCGUUAAAAGGAUUAUAAAGUUUACUCUUGUAGAGACACCUCAUGAUGGUAGAAACUUGUUCAAUGCUAUGCUAAGGACUCUCCAAGAUUGGAACAUAGAAGAUAAGGUCUUUGCAAUCACAGUAGACAAUGCAACAGUAAAUGAUUCUUUUGUGACAUCUUUGCAAGAGAACCUUGUAGCCAAGAGUUUGCUACUCCGUAAAGGAAAAUUGUUUCAUUACCGGUGUGCUGCACAUGUCUUAAAUCUGAUAGCUCAAGAAGGUUUCAAGGCCAUGAGUGGUGCUAUCGACAAUAUCAGAGAUAGUGUAAACUAUGUAAAGAGCUCACAAGCUCGCAAGGAAAGAUUUGAAAAAAUGGUCCAGCAAGUAGGUAUAACUUGUCAGAAGCGCCCUACUCUUGAUGUUGCUACAAGAUGGAAUUCAACAUAUGAAAUGCUCAAUUCAGCUUCGGAGUAUAAGAGGGCAUUUGAAGCUUUGACUCGAGAGGACACUCAAUAUGUACACGAGCCUUCGAUUGAGGAAUGGGACAUGGCCAAGAAGCUUUGCAGCAUGUUGAAGGUAUUCUAUGAUGCAACUAAAGAAGUGUCAGGCUCCAAAUAUCCUACUUCUAGCUGCUAUUUCCAUCAGAUUUGGGAGGUGAAGAGAAUGUUGGACAGAGAGUCCUCUAAUGCAGACCAAGUCAUUGCAUCCAUGGUUCACGAGAUGAAGGAGAAAUUCAAGAAAUAUUGGGAUCUAUCGUUCUUGAAGAUUUGCAUUCCUGUUAUUCUAGAUCCUAGAUUUAAGUUUGGCUUUCUUGACUUCCGUUUGAAAAAAGGCUUUGAAAAUAGAGCAUCCUUAUACCUUUCUGAAGUGCAGAAAACAUUUGUAAAACUCUUUGCUGAGUAUUCGUCAGACUCAAUCUACAAGAAUGCACAAACAGUAAAUGAUGAUGAACUAAAUGUAGAUGAAAGCAACCCAUGGGCAGAUUGGGGGAAGCAUCAAAGUGUGCAGCAAACGAGAAGAAUAAGUGAGCUUGACGAGUACUUGGAAGAAGAAACAGUCCCCAUAGGAGUUCCUUUCGACAUCCUAGAGUUUUGGAAGAUGAACUCCACCAAGUAUCCUACACUUGCAUGUAUGGCACGUGACUUGUUAGCAGUCCCUGCCUCAACGGUAGCCUUUGAAUCAGCAUUUUCCACUGGAGAGAGGGUUAUAAAUGACUACAGAAGCAGAUUGACUAGUGACACAAUAGAGGCUCUUAUCUGUCUGCAAGAUUGGAUACGAGCAAAAGACUCUACAUGGGAUAACAUAGCUGGUAAUUGGACUAGAAAUGAUGGCGAUGAUGAAAUUUAA